AUGAAGGGUUUCACUAUAUCUCUUUACCUUCUUGCGCUUAACAUGCGUCUCUCAAGUGCUGUUCCCAGGCCUCAAUACCCGGAUGGGGCUGAGCUAUAUUUUCUCGAAGAUAACCCGGAAGGUUCAUCUGUUGUCUCAAUUAGCAUUGGCCGAGAUGGCAAGUUGUCCCAACCGCACCACACGGCUACCGGCGGCAAGGGCUUCGGCAUUCAAGGUUCAAAUGGCGAACUUAUCUCUGCUGGAUUGCAUUCUCAAGAUGCUCUUGUGGUAGAUGGCCCAUGGUUACUUACAUUAAACUCUGGUUCCAAUACAGUAUCUCUAUUCCAAAUUCCCGAACAUGAUCCCGCGCGGCCUGUAUUAACAGGGAAGCCUAUAUCGACUGGGGGCGAGUAUCCCAACACAGUGGCACUCUCAGCUAGACAUAGACUUGCUUGCGUGGUGAAUAGCGGUGCUAUUCCCGGUUUACAAUGUUAUUCUAUUUCGAAAACUGGUAGUCUCGAGCCUUUGGGUAAGUUGAAGCCGUUACAGGUUAACGAGCCGACGCCGCCACCAGGAGCCCCUGGGACUGUCUCUGACAUCGUCUUCAACCCCUCUCAGACUGCCAUCUUUAUCACAGUCAAAGGGGAUGGCAGUAAUAACAACACAACUCCAGGCUACAUUUAUGCCUUUCCAUUAAUUAACGGAGUGCCUAGCGACAAGCCCGUUAUAUCACGACCACCACAGUUGCAUGCUGAUUUUGCUUUAACCUUUAUCUCGGACAGACGCGCGGCAAUUGCAGAUACAAGCUUUGGCGCUGCAUUACUGGACAUUUCAUCUGACUUUAAAGUCAGCGUGAGCCGUACUAUUGAGGUUAUUGGCCAAAAGGCCACCUGCUGGAUCAAAUAUGUGCCUGAAUACGAUGUUGUGUUCCUCGGCGAUGGUGGAGUUUCUAAUAUCACCGCACUGGAUGCUAGGAGUGGAGAUAUCAAAUAUGUUGUCCCGUUUCUGGCUGAGGCAGGUGGUUCCUUUGAUUUCGCCUUUUUGGGUAAUUUUCUUUAUACCCGUAGGGGAAACUCUGCUGUCUCAGUCAUCGACCUGCAGGACAGUAAUAAAAAGGGCGACCAACAACUUCCCAAAAUUGUUGAGUUAUAUAACACAAGUUCACUCGGGGCUGCAGCGAACUUUAACGGCAUGGCAAUAUUCAGUUACUAG
Molecule: messenger RNA, 1191 nt
Organism: Trichoderma virens Gv29-8
Lineage: Eukaryota; Fungi; Ascomycota; Sordariomycetes; Hypocreales; Hypocreaceae
Exons: 2
Coding region: 1-1191 (396 amino acids)
Molecular function (GO): protein binding
Source: RefSeq, a predicted model, not a curated record